Molecule: messenger RNA, 2437 nt
Organism: Polypterus senegalus (gray bichir)
Lineage: Eukaryota; Metazoa; Chordata; Cladistia; Polypteriformes; Polypteridae
Product: kinesin-like protein KIF14
Exons: 13
Coding region: 194-2437 (747 amino acids)
Biological process (GO): microtubule-based movement
Cellular component (GO): microtubule; kinesin complex
Molecular function (GO): ATP binding; microtubule motor activity; microtubule binding
Source: RefSeq, a predicted model, not a curated record
UUCUAUAGCCGAAGGUGUUUAAUUGGAAGCAAGAAGCUGCGCGGACUUUUAUUUGACUGUUAUAUUAAAUUUUUAUUUAAUAUAUUUGCGUUUGUAUUCUCGACGGAAGUUUAUUUUACUUCACAUUUUUUUUAAGAGGGAAACCGUGAAGUGUUGUGCCUGCCCUGCAGUUAAAAGGAGUCGCCCAUUCACAAUGAUGACUGAUGCAUUUGAACUUCCCGUAUCAAAAAAAUAUUUAAUGGACAUAUGUUCAGUCAAAUUGAAAUCUGGGUUCGACACCCAUAAUAAAUUUGUCUCCCAGCUAGUGAAGAAGUCUUAUUGGGAAAGCAAUGGAGAGCCGUCUCCUGUCACCUUUGAAGUGAAUGAAGAUACAACUCCAUUCUCGCCAGAGAGAGGACAUCAGUCUUCUAUUAUUUCUGUAGCAUCUUCUAAAAUCCCGCUAAACAGCACACAGAUAAACUACAGUCUACGAGAAAAUUCAGAUAAGGAAUUCUUGGAACUUUCAACCGUCAGUUUAGAUGGCUCACGAAAGCUGGAUUUGCCACCUUUGGUAGAUCUUCAGCAGACUGCAAGCAAGCCAAGAGCUUUGGUCACAGCUAGCAAGAGGAAGCUGGCUGAUAAGGACAAGGACAUUGGCCAGGAGAGUUCUGACUGCCAUGUUGCAAAGAAACGAAUGGCCCAACAUGAUAUGGGGAUGGCUGCUAGUCCAUUGCUGGACCAAGAGCAAAAUGAUCAGAAUUUUAGGAUUUCUUCAGGAUCUGAGAACAAGUUGCCUAAAAGUAGGUUGCCAGUAGCUACAAAGUCUAGAAUAUCAAGUCCUGGUGCAUCUGGAAUUUUGGAGGCCAGCUCUCUUGAUCACACAAUGAAAAGCAGGUCAAGGAUUUCCAAUGUAGAAAAGGGUCAUUUCACAGAUAAAGAGGGGACGGGCCUGCCCAAGCUUGAUUUAUCGGCGGAAAAUUUAGAUCACGACGCUAUGCAGGUGUCCUGUGAAGUGUCGGUGUGCCAGGCCAUUCCUCCAAUGCCACCGCACUCUGUUGGCAAGCAGGUGUCAUCUCCUGAUAAAACGGAGGCAGACCAGGAACGCAGAAGGACUCUUGCUGCUGAUGCCCCUGAGGAAUAUGGCUUGGACAGCAGCGCCGUCACUGUUGCGAUUCGAGUGCGACCACUAAAUUCCAGGGAGCAUGAACUGAACACAAAGUCAGUGAUAUCUGUAACCGGACAAGAGACAAUAGUCUUCAAUCCAGAAUCGCAGCAGAAGUUCUCAUUUGUCUAUGACUUCUCCUUCUGGUCAUGUGACCCUCAAGAUCGCAGUUAUGCCAGCCAACAGGUGGUGUACAGGAAACUGGCACAGCCACUUCUCAAGAGGGUUCUUCAGGGCUACAAUGUCUGUCUCUUUGCUUAUGGGCAAACUGGAUCUGGGAAAUCUUACACAAUGAUGGGCUAUGGUGAUGAAGCUGGAAUCAUCCCACGAUUCUGUGAAGAAAUUUUUCUGAAAUCAAUCUGUGUAGACUGCAACAGUGUGACUUACCACAUUGAGAUGAGCUACUUUGAAGUAUAUAACGAAAGAAUCCACGAUCUACUGACAUCUGACAAAGAACAGAGUAAAGCCAAGGCCUCGCUUCGUGUAAGAGAACAUCCACAUCUGGGACCUUAUGUAGCAGGACUUUCUUCGUACGUGGUUGGCUCCUUUGCAGAUGUUCAGUCCUGGCUACAGCUGGGGAACAAGCAGAGGGCCACCGCAUCUACAGGAAUGAAUGAAAAGAGCUCCCGAUCUCACUCCGUUUUCACUGUAGUGGUGACACAGACAAAGAGAGAGACUUUAGACGGUGAGAUUUAUGAGCACACGAUGAGGAGUCACGUUAAUUUGGUGGAUUUAGCUGGAAGUGAACGCUCCUCUACGGCGCAGACAACAGGGGUGCGGCUCAAGGAAGGGGCCAGUAUCAACAAAUCUCUAAUGACUCUGGGGAAAGUGAUUUGUGCUCUUUCAGAGGCCUCCCAUUCGAAGAAAAAGCCGUUCAUUCCCUAUCGGGAUUCUGUGCUGACCUGGCUUUUAAAAGAAAGUCUUGGAGGAAACUCGAAAACGGCAAUGAUUGCUACAGUGAGCCCAGCUGCGGUCAGCCUGGAAGAAACCCUGAGUACACUGCGUUAUGCCAAACAGGCACGGAAGAUCGUAAAUGUGGCAAAAAUCAACGAAGACCCCAGUUCUAGAAUUAUCCGAGACCUAAAGGCAGAAAUAGAGAAGCUAAGAGCUAUGCAGCAGAAUUUCCAAGGAACCGACGCCUUAAAGUGUGAAGCUGACCUUCAGGAGAUCUUCAUCCUCAAACAAAAACUUCUAGAGCAGGAGCAAGAGAUGAACCGGGUUGAGGCAGAAUGGAAAGAGAAACUUGCAGUGGCAGAACAGAGAAAGAUGGAGGAAGUGAAAGAGCUACAGGUUUGA